GAAUGAUAGCAAGCAAAAUAGUGCGAAGUCUCGUGUAUGUUUAGCGCAUUCUUAGUCGCAGGGAAAGGCUAAAUCCCUUCGUCAACGCGUCCGAUAAUUGUGGCUUGUACGUAAAGAAACGCAGCUCCUCCUGGAGUACACAGGAUAGCGUCAGCGAGGAGGGACAACAGAAGGUCCUGUGAUUAUAUCGUUUACAGGAAAAGGGCUUUCCCUCGUCCAUACAUCACUGCACUGUACACUGGUGUAGAGAUGCAGGUUCAUGUAGCGCGACCAAGCAAGAUUAUACAGCUCGCCCCUGUACAGAUGACGACAUGUUUCUUUCGAAGGUUAGUCCGCGCCAGUCUCCACAGCAUUUUUGAUCCGCUGCCCUUGGAUCUCAACCCUCACCGGGGUAACGAGUCUAAACUAAAUUGAGCUGGAACAUAUACAGAUGUAGGCAGGGAAACUUCAAGAAAACCUAGAAAUAUUUUCUGAUCGUACAUUCCAUUCUAGUAGUCGACAAUUCGUCCCUCGGUCUUACCGUACCAGAACAUGUCCUUUGUAUUUGUACUUGUUUGGAUACUGUAUUGAUGGAGGUGAUGUACGAAUUUUGAUGUGGAGUAUAUUCCAAGGGUGAUGCGAUCAGGAUUUCAGGAAACUUAAUGAUCCCGAGUCGGGUAGGAAGACCCAGUCGGCUAGGCUAGGUGCUUGCAGUGAGAUGUAAGAUGGC
Messenger RNA from Fomitiporia mediterranea MF3/22, 709 nucleotides. RefSeq lists its product as uncharacterized. Lineage: Eukaryota; Fungi; Basidiomycota; Agaricomycetes; Hymenochaetales; Hymenochaetaceae. The transcript has 2 exons. The record is from RefSeq and is a predicted model, not a curated record. The annotation marks the transcript as partial.